Messenger RNA from Drosophila busckii, 1356 nucleotides. RefSeq names its product tetraspanin-9. Gene Ontology annotation, cellular component: membrane. Bases 57 to 908 code for a protein of 283 amino acids. The record is from RefSeq and is a predicted model, not a curated record. The transcript is spliced from 5 exons. NCBI's taxonomy places the organism in Eukaryota, Metazoa, Arthropoda, Insecta, Diptera, Drosophilidae.
AGCAAUAAACGCCGUUGUCAAAGUUGAAAGCAAAGCAAACUUAAGCAGCUGUCGAGAUGGGCAAUGCCGGCUACACAUGCAUACGACGAACCUUUUGCUGGCUCAACAUUAUACUCUGGCUCUGCAGUUGCGCCUUUCUGGGCGCUGGUCUAUGGUUGCGUCUCAGCUACGAGGGCUAUGCCACAUUGUUGCCACAGCAUGCGGGUCUGAGUGCGGACACAAUCUUCAUGUGCAUUGGCGGCACUGGCUUUGUGGUUAGUUUCUUUGGCUGCUGCGGCGCUUGGGUACAGUCGCGCUGUCUACUAGUGUUGUACUUUAUGCUGAUUGUUAUUCUGUUCAUGAGCGAGUUCCUUGUGGGCUCCAUUGCGUUUCUCUUUCGCGGCGGACUGGGACGCACUUUGGCCAAUGAGCUGCGCUUUGGCAUUGAGCGUCACUAUAAUGCCAGCGAUCGUGGCUCGCUGGUGGCGCCAUCUGUUGCUGCCAUUUGGGAUAGCGUGCAGCAGUCGUUUGAAUGCUGCGGCGUCUCUUCGUACGAGGACUGGUAUGACAUUCAAUCGUGGAGCGGCAAGCGCUGGGUGCCCGACUCCUGCUGCCGCCAGCUCUACGAUCAGCGUCAGCUGCUCACCGAAGGCUCUGGCGAUGGCCUGAUGCGUGUCGACUGCGGUCGCUCCGAGAAUCCUGCGCUCUGGUUUGACAAGGGCUGCGCUCAUUCGCUGCAGAAUUGGUUCACGGCUCAGCUGAAUGUUGUGGGCGCCGUUGGCUUGGGCAUUGCAUUUGUGCAACUCUUUGGCCUAAUAACGUCGAUGCUGCUGUUCUGCACCGUUAAACAUAAAAGAGCUUCGGACACUUACAAGUCCUACUCCCCAUCGAUUGAUCCACAGACGCGCACCAGCAGCUGGGAGGAUUGAACGCGACUCUAAUGCGAAAAAACAAAAACCACAAAAAAAUAAUCGACGAACAAUAUUUGAAAUUUCUAAAGCAACAAGCAUUUUUUUUCUUCUGUUAGUUAAUGCUGCAAGAAUUGUGCCAAAAAUUAAUUUAACAACAAUUGUAUUAAACAUAUAACUUUUUUUUUUUUUUGUUUAGUUAUACUCGUAUGUGAAAUCAUAGCGUGGUUUCUAUAUCUAACUUUAGUUUAGUGGUAUAUCCAUAUUGUGAUGUGCUCUCUAGUUUAAUAGACGCCUGCAACAAUUGCAUAUAGUAUAUAUGAUUAUAUAUGCUAUAUCUUUUGCUUGUUUAUUAUGCGGCGUUAUAGUAUUGAACAACAACUGCCCAUGCAACAAAUCGUAAAAAUACUAAAAGCAACAAAUAUAUAUAAUUUAAACAAAUAUCAAGCACAUUCCUAAACAAACAAAC